GCGCCGCUCGCCCGGGAGGGGCUUGACCGCGCUCCUUGCGGGAAGCAGCCUCUCCCCGGCGAGCGGUCGCCGACCGCCCGCCCUCCGGUGCCCGGCGGUGCCUGAAGAGCCGCGGCAGCACCGGGGAGUGACUUGGCGGGGGGAGGAGAAGAGGAGGAAAAGAAAUCAGAUUGCCGAAGGGAUUAGGAAGGGGGGUGGGGAAGCGAAGCCCUCUUCUCCCCCCCCCCUUCUCCUCACACACUUGUGGAGCUUUUCAGAGUUACCCUUCAGCAUCAGUGGCACCGGCGGGCGAGCCGGGGGAGCAGCGACACCGAAACGUGCUCGGCAAACUGCAAGUGAGAUCAGAGGGAGCGGAGCGGCCCUGUCCGGCGGACCCUGCCCCGGCCGCACACGCGGGGGCUGCGCUUCCCGGCGGCGAUAGUUUAUAUACAUUAAUAUUUUUUUACGUUUUCCCUGCUCCUCUCGCUUUCCCGAGCAACGAAGGACGGGGCUUGCAGCUUUGCGGGCGGGCGUGCUGCCGGGCCGCCUGCCCUGGGCGGGCGAGGAGGGGCGAGAGGGAGGGAGAGAUGCCGCUGAUUAGAGGGAAAGUCGUGCUCAUCCUCGGCUUCGUCUUCCUGACAACUUUCCUGGCUGCGGUGAGAGGGCUGCCCGUGAGGAAGCAGCGCAGCAACAGCCCGAAAGAGAGGAGCUCCAAGCUGGCGGAGGUGUCUGCCUCAUCCGGCCCCCGUUCGGCAGGGGACGAGGAGCUGCCGCCAUCGGGCAAGGCGCGGGGCCUGAGGCGGAGCGGGCAGGCUGGCCUGCGGCGGCACAGGCGCCGAGGGGUGGCUCAGCAGCCUGCCAGGAGCCCAGUGGUGCCACAGCCCAGCGGUGCUGGCCGGGAUGAGAACCUGCCCUUCAUGCUGGACCUGCAGAGCUUGCCAGGGCUGGCCAACGUGGACCUGAGCUCCCAGAAUCCCAACAUCCAGGUGACCAUCGAAGUGGUGGAUGAUCCUCAGGCUGAGAUGGAGAUGGACUUGUUGAAGGAGACAAGUAAUGACUGGUCCCUGACGUCUCCUGAGUGGUUGUCUCACAAGGACCUCUUCUGGCCUCUUUUCUGGGAAUACACCGACCCCAUUGAGGAGGAAGAGGAGGAGGAAGAAGAGGAUGAGGAGGAGGAAGAGGAGGAAGAAGAGGAUGACAACCUGGAUGUAGGGGACAGGGAGGAGGAAGAGGAGGAGGAGGAAGAUUACACAGCAGACUAUGAGGAGGAGUCAAUGCUCAGUGGAGUGGGAGGUGACUGGGACCAGCAGUGGCCCAGGCAGAAGAACUGGAUCUUUAAGGACAAAUAUAAUUAUGACUAUGAAGAUGAGGAGGAGUGGAGCCCAUGGUCUCCUUGCAGCAUCACCUGUGGCAGUGGAAACCAGAAGAGGACCCGGUCCUGUGGCUACGCCUGCACAGCAACGGAGUCAAGGACCUGCGACCUGCCACACUGCCCUGGAGCAGAUGGAGAAAUGGUUUUCCCCACAAAGGAGAUGCCUUUCAAAAGUGACAACACCACAGAGCUCUUCAACUCAGAGGUGGACAGCUGUGAGAAGUGGCUGAACUGCAAGAGCGACUUCCUCACCAAGUACCUGAGCAAGGUGCUGACGGACCUGCCCAGCUGCCCCUGCUCCUACCCGCUGGAGGCCGUCUACAGUGCCGUCAACCUGCGGGAUGAGCAGCAGGGCAAGAGCUUCCGAUGGCGGGAUGCCAGCGGCCCCAAGGAGCGCCUGGACAUCUACAAGCCCACAGCACGCUUCUGCCUGCGCUCCAUGCUCUCCCUCGACAGCACCACCCUGGCUGCCCAGCACUGCUGCUACGAUGAACACACCCGCCUCAUCACCCGUGGCAAGGGGGCUGGCGUCCCCAACCUCAUCAGCACCGAGUUCUCCCCAGAGCUGCACUACAAGGUGGACAUGCUGCCCUGGAUACUCUGCAAGGGCGACUGGAGCCGCUACCACGCCGUCCGGCCCCCCAACAACGGGCAGCGGUGUGCUGACAACCCCGCCGAGGAGGAGUACCUCUCUCAGCUGCAGGAGGCCAAGGAGUACUAGCCACAGCCAUGUCAGAGGAGCUAUGGCCACUGCCAGCUCCCACCCCGGUGCAGCCUGGUGUAGCCCUGGUCCUGCUCAGGGGCUCCUCGCUGGCGCUGGGCAGCGCAGGGAGGAUGCAGCGUCUGUCUCAUCCCCCUAGACGGGUGCCUCGGCCCACCUUGGAUUUCAAGGGGUGCUGGAGGUUAUGAUGCUGCGAUCCCUGCCAUGCCACAUGGGGUGGUCCCACACCCUGGGAUGCCUGGGCUGGCGCACAGGGAGCUGCAGGGGAUGGGAGGCAUAAAGGGAAUGGGGGGCUCUUCCCGUCUGCUUUUGUUCUCCACAGUCUUUCAACGCAAGCUGAAAGCUGAGCAUCUUCAGGGUGAAAUGGCCUCAGCUCCUGCUGGCUUCAUGCUGCAUCUGAGGAGCUGGCCUGCUGCGGGCAGAGUUGCCUGGUCUUGCCUGUACACCUGACCUGGCACAUGCUGCUCUACUUCUGAAACUGGGGGUGGGUCCUCUAGGGAGGGACAGGGCAUAGAGUGCCAUGCACAGAGUGCAGGCACCCCUUUCCUUGGGUUUUGCAUGCACGAUUGGGAAGGAGCAGGGUUUCAUGGGUCCAGGGGGUGUGUGGGGCAGGAGGAGACUGGCUGCCUGGGCUCCCUUGGCAAGGUUGCUUUGUCACUGUGGUUUGGGUUGUGAAAGGGAACACUGGGUGCCAAAGCCAGACACACGUGGACCUCAGAGGAGGUCAGCAUGGGGGAACACCACCUGUGUGUGCAUUUCAGCCCCUCUGCCUUAGUGCUUAGGGGAGCAGGGUGGCAGCACCCAUGCAAGUCCCACCACCAGCCCGUCCUGGCAGCCCCACAGUGGGUUUCAGUGCUCGGGAGCAUGUGUGACACUGCCCAGCAGAAUGUCCUGUGUUUCCCACCCACAGCCCUGCUGGGGGCAGGAGGCAGCUCAGCUGCCACUCAUGCUAUUACUGAAGAGCAGCAAAAAGCACUGAGGCAAGUUCUCUAUGGGGAUGGCAACAAAUCAGGCACUGCUGGGAGCACCCAGCAUUGCCCCUCUCUGGUCUGCUGCUGGCCUCAGGCCCUGCUCCAUGCUGUGUCUGCCCAGCUCCCCAGCAAGAGGCAGCCCAGAGAAAGCAAAUCGUGUGUGCAGCCUGUGCUCCUCAGGCUUGCUGCCUGGCCAGGCGAGCCAGUGUGUCUCCAAAGGAGGAGGACACGCACGUGCUAAUAGUGUCAAUACCUAGUUAAUAAUGUCAGUACCUGGUGUUUGCAGAUCAUGGUGCUCACCAUUGGUGCUUUGGUCUUGCCUGGGUUUUACUUAGCUUUUCACAGGUUCAUGGCAGUUUCUCCGAGCAUAUUUUAGGGGCUCCUCA
Molecule: messenger RNA, 3429 nt
Organism: Strigops habroptila (Kakapo)
Lineage: Eukaryota; Metazoa; Chordata; Aves; Psittaciformes; Psittacidae
Gene: ISM2
Product: isthmin 2
Exons: 6
Coding region: 567-2072 (501 amino acids)
Source: RefSeq, a predicted model, not a curated record